AUGGCAAGUUCGAGCCCGCCGAAGACCAAGGGGUGGUCGUUCUCGAGCAUGCUAAGCCGGUCGUUCAGCUCCUUGGCCGGCUGUGAAGGAUCGCCCAAGGCGGACGACCCCACCCAAGCCAAGUCGUUCUUCGACUUGGCUGCCACUGACAUGCAAGGCAACGUCGUGCCGAUGGCGACGUACCGCGGCCGCGUCUGCUUGACGCAACUCAACUACACUCAACUCGCCGAACUCGACACCAAAUACCGCGACAAGGGGCUUCAAAUCCUCGCCUUUCCGUGCAAUCAGUUUGGAGGCCAGGAACCUGGCACGAACGAAGAAAUCAUGGACUUCGUCAAGACGUUUGGAAUCUCGUUCCCGUUUUUUGCCAAGUGCGACGUCAACGGAAGCAACACGAUUCCCGUGUUCCAAUAUUUGAAGCACAACCUGGGGGGCUUACUCGGCAACUUCAUCAAGUGGAAUUUUACGAAAUUUCUCGUGGAUCGCAACGGCCUGCCCUUUCAGCGGUACAACCCCCAGACGGCGCCAUUCGACAUUGAAGCCGACAUUGUCGAACUCCUGGGAAAGCAAUAA
Aphanomyces invadans is the source of this 573-nucleotide messenger RNA. RefSeq lists its product as hypothetical. Gene Ontology annotation, biological process: response to oxidative stress. Gene Ontology annotation, molecular function: glutathione peroxidase activity. Bases 1 to 573 code for a protein of 190 amino acids. Lineage: Eukaryota; Oomycota; Saprolegniomycetes; Saprolegniales; Verrucalvaceae. The record is from RefSeq and is a predicted model, not a curated record. The transcript has 2 exons.